AUAAUAAUCACCCAGAAUCAAAUUCAGUGGUUACUCCACCGGUGGAGCGAUCGUAAUAGAAGAAGAAGAAGAAGAUGUCGACGGUGUACGUUUUGGAACCUCCGACAAAGGGAAAGGUAGUCGUCAAUACAACGCGCGGCCCUAUCGACAUUGAACUAUGGCCUAAAGAAGCUCCCAAAGCCGUUAGAAACUUCGUUCAACUCUGUCUUGAAGGUUACUACGACAACACAAUCUUCCACCGUAUCCUCAAAGACUUUCUCGUUCAGUGUGGUGAUCCCACCGGCACCGGUACCGGAGGUGAAAGUAUUUAUGGAGAUGUUUUUGCUGAUGAGUUUCAUUCGCGUAUUAAAUUCAAGCAUAGAGGUUUGGUUGCAAUGGCGAAUUCCGGAACACCUAAUUCUAACGGAAGUCAGUUUUUUAUUACUCUUGAUCAUUGUGAUUGGCUUGAUCGAAAACAUACCAUUUUCGGAAAGGUGACAGGAGAUACAAUGUAUAAUCUGUUGAGACUUGGUGAAGUUGAGACUGAUAAGAAUGACCGGCCAUUAGAUCCAGCUCCGAAGAUAUUGUCAGUUGAGGUAUUGUGGAACCCAUUUGAAGACAUUGUUCCAAGAACACUUCAGAAACCUCAGACUAAAGCUACACAUGAUACAGAUGGUAAAGAUGUAAAGAGGAAAGGUGUAAAAAAUUUGAACUUGCUUUCAUUCGGGGAAGAAACUGAAGAAGAGGAAAAAGAAUUGACAUUGGUAAAAAAAAAGAUUGUGAGCAGUCACGAUGUCUUGAAUGAUCCUCGUCUUCUAAAGGAUGAAAAUGCUAAUAAUGAAUUGAGUUCAUCUGAAAGUAAAUUAAAAAGGGAUAUGCAGUUAUCUGUAAGGGAUGCACUUACCUCAAAAAAAGAAGAGCCUCAGAAAGAUUCAGGGGCUGAUAAAUUGGCUCAUCAUGAUUCCGGUGAUGACAAUGAAGCAGAUUUUGAUUCAAGAAUGCGCAUGCAAAUACUCAAAAAGCGGAAGGAACUGGAUGAUCUCCCGCCCAAACCAAAGUUGCAAACUGGAAGGUCCAGGACCAGGUCCAGUCCAGAGAACCAUACUGUGUCAAGAGCUAGGUCCAAUUCUUUAAGUGCUGAUGAGGAUCAACCAAGAGUGGAAAAAUUGUCCAUGAAGAAAAAGGGAAUAGGAUCCGAAGCAAGAGCUGAAAGAAUGGCUAAUGCAGACACGGAUAUGCAGCUUUUGAAUGAAGCGGAGAGAGGAAGACAUUUGCAGAAGCAGAAGAAACGCAGACUUCAAGGGCGUGAAGAGGAAGUUCUGGCAAAACUUGAAAAAUUUAAAACCAAGGAGACAUCCACAACUGUUGAAUCUAAACAUGUUAGUGACGAGGUAUCUGACUGGAGAAGUGGUGGCUUAAAAUUCUCCCCCGCAGUUGGCAAGGACCGCAUGUCUCGCACUGAGGAUCCAAAUGAUUAUGUUGUGCAUGACCCUCUUUUGGAGAAGGGGAAAGAGAAGUUCAAUAAGAUGCAAGCUAAACAAAAGAGACGAGAACGAGAAUGGGCUGGGAGAUCCCUUACUUGAUUUUGCAAGUGUCAACUAUGUGAAUUUACAAAGCUGAUUUGGUUUUCAGUUCUGAAGGCCGAUAUAUCCUUUCAGUUACGGGAGCGCCUUAUGUAUCAAGCAGGAAAACUUGUCCUCAAACCGAGGAAAAACUUGUUGCACUGAGGGUGUUGAUGGGCUUAAUAGUUAAUAGGCAAGGGGAUUAAUAUGUAAUGCAGGGUUACUAUUCAUGUCUUGAUCUAUGUUGCAUUAUUGCUAACUCUUCACCUUUUGGUUGAAGCCAAAUGGCAAAGAUCUCAUGAAAGGAUACCCUCAUUGUGACCUCGUGAAAGGACGUAGUUUGACAUAAUUGUAAUUUUGGUGCAAUGUUCAUAGAUGUAUUGUUUAGCUUUUAAUAGACCUACUUGUUAUUAUGUUUUCAUACCACGAUGGAUGUUGUAUCAUACUUGUGGAAGUUGGAACCAACAUGUUGAGUUGAAAACAUUAUUUUAGACUCA
Molecule: messenger RNA, 2038 nt
Organism: Trifolium pratense (red clover)
Lineage: Eukaryota; Viridiplantae; Streptophyta; Magnoliopsida; Fabales; Fabaceae
Product: peptidyl-prolyl cis-trans isomerase CYP57
Exons: 10
Coding region: 75-1562 (495 amino acids)
Biological process (GO): protein peptidyl-prolyl isomerization
Cellular component (GO): catalytic step 2 spliceosome
Molecular function (GO): peptidyl-prolyl cis-trans isomerase activity
Source: RefSeq, a predicted model, not a curated record